Molecule: messenger RNA, 684 nt
Organism: Nasonia vitripennis (jewel wasp)
Lineage: Eukaryota; Metazoa; Arthropoda; Insecta; Hymenoptera; Pteromalidae
Product: circumsporozoite protein-like
Exons: 4
Coding region: 1-684 (227 amino acids)
Source: RefSeq, a predicted model, not a curated record
AUGUUCCUGGUUUUGGGCUCGAGUGAGACCGUCUUCUUCGUGUCGCCGAGGAUUGCCGAGGCUGCUCAGCCGUCGGUGAUCGCCGAGGCUGCUCAGCCAUUGGGGAUCGUUCAGACGAGUUGGCAGCUGGGGAUCGCUGCGGCGGGUCAGCUGCCGGAAAUCGACAAAACGGGUCAGCCACUGGGGAUCGCCGAGGCGGGUCAGCCACUGGGGAUCGUCGAGGCGGGUCAGCCACUGGGGAUCGUCGAGGCGGGUCAGCUGCCUGCGAUCGCCGCGGUGGGUCAGCAGCCGGAGAUCGAUGAGGCAGGUCAGCCGCCGGCGAUCGACGCGGCGGGUCAGCUGCCGGUGAUCGCCGCGGCGCCAAUUGUUGCAAAGCAGCAUUCGCUGCUCAAGCUGCCUUUGAGGGGACGCGGACGCGGUUUUCGCGCAGCGAACGGCAGCCAGCCUGGAUUUCUAACUCCAGGACCCAGAGACUUCACAGGCACAGGCUUCAAGGGGUCAUCCACUCUUGUACCCGGAUCACGCAGUUUUAACCCGUACGAUUGGAACGAUGAUGUAAAUACUAACUUGUACAAUGAUCUGCCUCCAUACAAAGAUUGGCGUCGGGAAUCCGCUGAACGUCUCGGAAAUAAGUUUGAUGUUUUAAGACUGCCUAAAGAUAUGGAUGUCAGGGAACUUGUCUAA